Sinocyclocheilus grahami is the source of this 464-nucleotide messenger RNA. RefSeq names its product zinc finger CCCH domain-containing protein 7A-like. The transcript is spliced from 2 exons. Bases 123 to 464 code for a protein of 113 amino acids. Gene Ontology annotation, molecular function: miRNA binding. Lineage: Eukaryota; Metazoa; Chordata; Actinopteri; Cypriniformes; Cyprinidae. Gene Ontology annotation, biological process: miRNA processing. The record is from RefSeq and is a predicted model, not a curated record.
GAGCCAAGGAUUCCAAUGAUAUAAGACACUUGAAUUUAUGACAACGUGUAUAUUACAUUCACCAGUGCAGUAUGUAAUUCUCAUAGAGAUGGUCUGUCCAUGAUUGGUUUAACUGAGGUCACAUGUUCUCCGCUGCAGUCAGAGACUUCCAGCAGGUGUUUGAUGUCUGGCUCUCGACCUCCAAUCAGAACAGAGCAUUUGAUGGCACCUCACCAUCUCAGCCAAUGGAAGAGAAGCAGAUCACUAUGCCGACAGACUUUGCUGAAGCGAUGCUGGACAGUUUCUACUGUCCUCUGUGUGGGAAACACAGUAACAGUGAUCGGCAGUGGCAGCAGCACAUCUCCUCAGAGAAACACAAGCACAGAGUGUUCAGCGGAGAGGGAGAGGACGAGAGCCUGGCCUGGUCCCAUCGCUUCCCUGGACCCUGUUAUCAAUUUUACGUUAAAUGUAACUUUGCAACUUAA